Temnothorax curvispinosus is the source of this 1184-nucleotide messenger RNA. RefSeq lists its product as uncharacterized. NCBI's taxonomy places the organism in Eukaryota, Metazoa, Arthropoda, Insecta, Hymenoptera, Formicidae. Bases 492 to 1142 code for a protein of 216 amino acids. The record is from RefSeq and is a predicted model, not a curated record. The transcript has 5 exons.
UAUUCAUUCAUUCAGUCAUUUAUUCAUUUAUUUAAACGUAAGACUAAGUUUUUCCUGGAGUAGAUUUUCAUUUAUAACAGGAAUCUAAGAACAUACAGUAAUUACAAGGUAUAGGUCUAGUCUACUAUAAAUACUUGGUAUUGCACAAGGCCAAAUAGGACAGAGUUAAAAAUAAAUAACUUCAUGGCAGUGCUUGUUGUAGCAAUCUUCUCAUCAGUAAAUGAAAGUGUAUUUUCCAAGUUAAAAUCACUAAUUUAUACUUUAUACUAGUGCUAUUGUCAGUGAAUUCAAUUCAAUUCAACUCAAUAGAAAAAAAUAGAAGCAAGUCAAUAAUUGCACACAAGAGAGAGGAAGAGAGAAUUGCUUUUAUGAUUACACAACAUUCACUCAUAAAAGCCUUUUCCUUUGUAUCGUGUACUGUAUAAAUUAUUGUGACAACCAUCUGUGAACAACAAACUGGUUUUGCAGUAGCUGUGAAGAAAAAGGUGACAAUGUGGCUUUUUAUACUUUUUUAUUUAUCAUUUAUAUUACAAAAAUCCGAAACUGCAUCUGAAAAUGACAUAGUAACAGUGAAAGAAGUGACAGCUGGACACUUGGCUGAGCUUCCAUGCUUAAGUAUUGAUGAACAUCAUCGUUUCAUGUUCUGGCAAUUUGGAACUAACAAUGUUAUUGGUCCAGGGAAUCCUUUAAAUGAAAAGAAAUAUAAUUAUGAAGUAUUGAGUGGCACGCUUCAAAUCAGAGGUGUGUCAACAGCAGAAUCUGGAUUUUAUAAAUGUUUUUCGAAAGGCCUAUUUGACGAUUCUCAAUUGAAAGUUCAUUCUGUUGAAUUGAUAGUUUCAAAUGAGUGGGAGCAACUUUGGGAAAAUGAUUUUGAGACAAAUCUGUUACGGGGAAUGACUGCUGUUAUGGUACUGGUUGUCGCUGUAGCUGUUGUUCUUCUAAUUAUUACUGUUAAGAGAAAAAGGAGUCAAAGAUUCUUUGAUUUGGAGGAGUCGAGAGAAAAUACUCCAGAACGAUAUACGCCAGAUAAUAGACCUGGUGUUUCAUCAGGCAUCGAAAACGUUGGAAUGGAUAACGCUGUUCUUGACAUCGAUUUCCCUAAAGUAUUUAACCAAAUGCAGAAGGAACAAGCAAUGCCAUAAGUUGUAAUUGUAUAUAACAGGAAAUUACAUUAUUACAUUUUA